AUGAUUAGAUACACUCUAAGGAAUGCCACAAGAUGUUCGAUCCAUCGAACACUAAGCACAACUUCGUAUGAACCACCGGAUUUUAAAAACUUGACUGCAAGCAGUUGGAUGCAGAAGGAAACCUCGAUACAAGAAGAAAUCACUGAGUACCUAGAUUGGAGAAUGACAGACUCUUGGAAAACCCUGACCCCCGAUGAAAUAAAGGCUGCGUAUGUUAUUUCAUAUGGAGAGUGGGGCCCUAGGGCCCCUCAAGGAUCCAAACUAGCACAGGUUCAGAUGACUGGCCCUGAGAUUAUCCUAAGAGUUAUAACCAGCAUGGUCCUUUUCACCGCACUUGGCAUAGUGGUGCUGAACUACAAAACAGACAAAAAAGUGUCCGACAAGAUAGAAGAAUUAAGGAGCAAAGUGCUCUGA
Messenger RNA from Eremothecium cymbalariae DBVPG#7215, 414 nucleotides. RefSeq names its product Mtc3p (gene MTC3). The coding region runs from base 1 to 414 and encodes 137 amino acids. The record is from RefSeq and is a predicted model, not a curated record. Gene Ontology annotation, biological process: mitochondrial electron transport, cytochrome c to oxygen. The transcript has a single exon. NCBI's taxonomy places the organism in Eukaryota, Fungi, Ascomycota, Saccharomycetes, Saccharomycetales, Saccharomycetaceae.